CAGCUUCCAUCUUCUGCCCGCCGUCCACUGUUGAACCCCUAAUUUUCUCUUUCCUCUAUGUAAGCUCACUUUCUCUCUCUUCAGAUUUUCAGUCAUUUCAAUCAACCAAUUUCAGAUCUUUCUUUAUAAAUUUAAAAUUCGAUUUGAAGGGAAAUGGGGCUUUCGUUCGGAAAGUUGUUCAGUAGGUUAUUUGCGAAGAAAGAAAUGAGAAUUUUGAUGGUCGGUCUUGAUGCGGCUGGUAAGACCACUAUUUUGUACAAGCUUAAGCUUGGAGAGAUUGUUACUACCAUUCCUACUAUUGGAUUCAAUGUAGAGACUGUUGAAUACAAAAACAUUAGCUUUACCGUGUGGGAUGUUGGAGGUCAAGACAAGAUUCGACCUUUGUGGAGGCAUUAUUUCCAAAACACCCAAGGUCUCAUCUUUGUGGUGGAUAGCAAUGAUCGUGAUCGUGUUGUUGAGGCGAGGGAUGAACUGCAUAGGAUGUUGAAUGAAGAUGAGCUGAGGGAUGCUGUCCUGCUGGUAUUUGCCAACAAACAAGAUCUUCCAAAUGCAAUGACUGCUGCUGAGAUUACCGACAAACUUGGUCUCCACUCCCUCCGCCAGCGUCACUGGUAUAUCCAAAGCACAUGUGCUACUUCAGGUGAAGGUUUAUAUGAGGGAUUGGACUGGCUGUCCAAUAACAUUGCCAACAAGGCAUAGAGUACGGGUUCUGCCUGACUGAGCUUAAGAUGAAGUACAUGCAAAAUUUGCAGCACCUGCUCAAGUGGGUGAAGUCAAGCUUUUGGCCUUUGUUUUUUCUUUGCAAUAUUAAAGAUCGCAAGAGUGAUUUAGUGUUGAUGUGAUAAUGCUUAUGAAGGUUUUGUUAUGCUCAUAGAAAUUUCUAUAUCGAUACUUUUGUAGAUUUAGGAUAACUGUAGUGUGUCUCAGGAAAGUGUUUGUUUCAUGUUGAUACAUACUGUGGCUGUAAUAUUCUUUUGGAACCGACUAUGGUAGUUCCAUUACUAAAUCAUGCUUUGAUAAUUGGUGUGAA
This is a messenger RNA of Amaranthus tricolor (Joseph's coat), 1030 nucleotides long. RefSeq names its product ADP-ribosylation factor 1-like. The coding region runs from base 154 to 699 and encodes 181 amino acids. Gene Ontology annotation, molecular function: GTPase activity; GTP binding. Gene Ontology annotation, biological process: intracellular protein transport; vesicle-mediated transport. Gene Ontology annotation, cellular component: cytoplasm. NCBI's taxonomy places the organism in Eukaryota, Viridiplantae, Streptophyta, Magnoliopsida, Caryophyllales, Amaranthaceae. The transcript has 7 exons. The record is from RefSeq and is a predicted model, not a curated record.